UGCUCCUUCGCUCCCACUCCUUCUCCCUCUUUUCCCUCUUCUCUCCCUCUCUUCAUUCCACAGCUUGUCAGUCAAGCAACCAAACACUCCGAGACACACCAUCGUCGCCAUGUCUGGCCAGCAGCAGCAGUUCUACCCGCCUCCGCCUGGCGCAGGCGCAGGCCAAGCACCGCCGCCGCCGCAGCAGCAACAAUAUGCUCCUCCUCCACAGCAGUAUCAGUCGCCGCCUCAGCAGCAAUAUGCGCCGCCUCCGACUUCACCUCCCGCGAACCAGACACAGUUUUACCCUCCUCCUCCUCAAGGAACGCCGGGACAGGCACCGAUCUAUGCUCCUCCACCCCAGCAUACGCCUUCUCCACAGAUUCAACAGCCUUCGCCGGGUCAUUACCCCCCUCCUCCCGGGAACCAGCCGCCUCAGCACCAGCACCAGCAUUCGCAAUCGCAACAGCUGAACUUGGCUAUGCGCCCAGCUGCAACUCCUGAUUCUGGCCACUACCAGCAGCAAUCGCCGCCGCCCCAGCAGCUCCACCAACAGCAAAUCCAGCAACAGCAGCAACAGCAGCAACAGCAGCAACAACAGGCACCGCCUCAAUUCGCUCCUCCUCCGUUCCCCCAGCAGCAGCAGAACGCCCCUUAUCCCCAGGAAAAGCCGUCGGUUCAGAAUAAUCAGGGUGGCCCGGCAAACGUGGCCGUUGGAGCCCCGCCGCCGACUAACUUUGUUGGAGCUGUCGCGACGACCGAUGAUGUUGGCACUUUUAAUGGGGGCAGCUACCGCAUCAGCCACCGGGAUACGAACACGAUCUUGACCAUUCAGUUGGCCAUGGGCGCCCCAUUACAUGCCAAGCCAGGUGCCAUGGUCGCCAUGUCUCCAACAAUCACUCUCAAGGGCAACGUCAAAUUUAGCGUCAAGAAGAUCAUCGCAGGUGGAGAGCUCGCCAGCUCGACUUACACAGGGCCGGGAGAGCUUAUCCUCGCCCCGGCUUCUUUGGGAGACAUUACGAGCAUACGAUUGACCGGCAAGGAGCAGUGGUCAGUGGGACACGACGCCUAUUUGGCCUCUACUCAGGCUGUCGUCAAAGAUUACAAGCGACAAGGUCUGGGCAAGGCGAUUUUCAGCGGUGAGGGUCUGUUUGUCUACAAGAUUUCUGGAACCGGCUUGCUCUGGGUGUCGAGCUUUGGCGCCAUUAUUAGAAAAGACCUUGCGCAAGGCGAAAAGUACAUUGUGGACAAUGGUCAUCUUGUGGCGUGGAAUACAAGCUACGUCCUGGAGCGUGUGGCUUCUGGAGGUAUCAUUUCUGGCCUUUCUUCAGGAGAAGGCCUUGUUUGCAAGUUUACUGGCCCCGGCACAGUCUUCCUGCAGACCAGAAACCCGAGAGAGUUUGCCGCCUUUAUUGGAGGCAUCGCCCCUCAGAAUGCCUAAGGGGAAAGCUGAUGGCUGUAGGUAGGGAGUAGAGAGGUGUGCUCACCUUAUGGCAACGCUGUACGCGAAAACUGACAAACAUGUUUUUGGAAAAAGAUGGCCUGUCCCUUUUUUUGUAUUAUCUCUGUUUGGACAUUUAUGCACUUCUUGGAGUUUGAGUUCAGCGAUGGAGGACUUUUAGUUUGAUUACCAUUACAUUACAUGCCUAUGUAACCCAUAUAUACUGGGAUUCUGUUGUUGUUUCUCUC
This is a messenger RNA of Trichoderma virens Gv29-8, 1668 nucleotides long. RefSeq lists its product as uncharacterized. The coding region runs from base 110 to 1420 and encodes 436 amino acids. The transcript has 5 exons. The record is from RefSeq and is a predicted model, not a curated record. Lineage: Eukaryota; Fungi; Ascomycota; Sordariomycetes; Hypocreales; Hypocreaceae.